AGAAAGAAUACCAUUAAGGGUUUGAAAAUGGACACCAGCACAAAGAAGUAAACGAGGAAGACCACGAAGGAAAUGGAUUUCAAACAUCCAUACCGCAAUGGAAAGUAGAGGACUACAUGAAGGAGACUGGAACGAUAGGAUACGAUGGCGUAUGGGUUGCGAGAAGCGACCUUAGGUUGCAGAAACUCGCCAUAUAUAUAUAUAGAGAACCUGGGAGGUCAAGAUUGUUCCUCCAGCGAUUCAUUUAGAAAUUCCCUAGCACGAAUGCUUAAAUGUGCAGGAGCACCACAUGCACCACAUUUCUACUCUUAGUAAGAGGUACAUCGUCGAGCAAAAUUGGCAAACCGUUUUCAAGAAAGUGUCGAUAGGAUAGUCCGUCGAGUUAUUCUGGAAGGAAGAACGGUUAAUUAUCAACAAGUAUUUUCAAAAUAAAAAAUGGGAAACAUCAAGCAUUACCUAAAUUUUCCUACUACUUUUCUCUGGAUAUUCUGGUGCACCUAGGACUCUCCCAGUUUCUUGUAGUCUUCUCGGAAUUUGUAAAUCUUGGCAUAGUUUACUAAUUUUCUCUUUAUUAUUGAUUAAAGAAACCUUCACAAUGUAAAAAUAAAACCGCAAAGAAAUCGAUCAUAUUAAUGUCAUUAUUUUAAAAACUAAACAGGGCACCAGCCCCCUGGUUUUCAUUUUUUAUGCAAAAAUGGUGCAUUGGAUGGAACAAAGUUGAAGACUCAAAUUUGUUGCAAAUUAAAUGAGGAUUUCAAAAAUACUACGUACCACAUUUUUUUGUGGUGCUUAGCAGGUGCAUGUCAAAUUUCAUGAAAAUAUCUAGAACACUACCUAUUAUGUUUUUCUUAAAACUUGAACACCCUGUAGCUCAAAAGUUAGUAGGCUUAGGACAUAUGUUCGUAUGAACUUUUCUUCCUAAAAUGAACUAAGGAAUUAUAUCCUGUCUUUUUUGGUCAUCGAUUAGAUUAGACAUACUGAAAAGUAGUGCUGCUGGUGGUAGCUGGCAUCCCGCCAAUUGAUUUGCUGACAGCGGAGAGAUGCGCACUGCAUAAAAAGGGCGCUUCACGAUGAACCUCUAUAUUUAUAGACUUCUUGUAUUUCUUCCCAUACCUUUUCUUUCAGCUAUUUGAUAUAGUCAAGGAACAGAAUCCGAAGGCCUUGGAUAAAGUAAAAUGUAUAGCAGGCGAUACGACAGAGCUAAAGUUAGGUAUAAGCGACGAAGACGAAAGGUUGAUCACGUCAAAGGUGAACAUCAUCUACCACGGGGCCGCAUCGGUUCGAUUUGACGAUCCUUUGCGAUCAGCGGUCAUCACGAAUAUCAGGAGCACCAGGGAGAUUGUAGAAUUGGCCUCGAAGUGUGCCAAACUGGAGGUGUUCAUGCAUAUCAGCACAGCCUACUGCAAUGUCGACUCGACUUACAUUGAGGAGGAGAUGUACCCGUCGCCGGUGCACUGGAAGGAUGCGAUAGAUCUAGCGGAAUCUGACAUGGAUCUAUCUGUGAUGACUGUCAAAUAUACAGAUCCUUGGCCAAAUACCUACACAUUUACGAAAAGAAUUGCGGAGCAUGUUACCGCAGACCUGUGUAAAGACAAAAUACCUGCCGUCAUAUUUAGGCCAUCUAUAAUUGUGCAUGCCGAUUCUGAACCGAUGCCUGGUUGGGUAGACAACAUGAAUGGUCCAUUUGCACUUGCUGUAGCGGGUCUUAUGGGAGUUGCAUGCAUCUUCUAUGCUAAAAAAGACAGCUACUUGGACUUUAUCAGCGUAGAUAAUGUCGUCAAAGGCAUGCUUGGCGCUACAUGGGAAACUGGCUUAAGAAAGGAUAAGAGUAAAAUUUCCAUCUACAAUGCAUGCUCGGAGCUGAAAUACAUGAUGCCUUGGUUCGCCUUAUUCCAGUACAAGGUAGGAACUAAAAUAUUUCUCGAGAAAACGCUAUGGAAAUUCACCGUUCAGAUUGCGCAAUGCUGGUAUUGGUACUACAUCAGGACUAUGUUACAUGUGGCUCUGAGCAUAGCUAUCGAUGGGAUUUUGAAGCUACAAGGAAGAAAGCCCAGGUUGCUGAAGCUAGUGAGGUUGAUCUACGUUGUCCAGCACGCGUUGACUUAUUUCAUGACGCACGCGUUCGUUUUCAACACGGAUAACUUCGACGGUCUGGACAAAAAGUACUUGGAAUGCGACAAAGAGGCGUUCAGACAGGUGGGAAGGCCAAAAUACAUGGAAGAACACUUCAGAAAGUUCUCUUACAACGCCUUAUUAGGAGUUAAACGAUUCGUAUUCAAGGAGAGAGAAAUGACCACAGAAGAAGCAAUCGCGAUGAAUGGAAGAUACCUGUUGGCGAAACAUGUCCUGAAUUAUACUCUCCUAGCGAUUUUCACCUAUUUCGUAGUUGUGACAUGGAUUUUAUGAGAAAACGCUCUAUUUGGAAUGCAACAUCUACGUAUUAUUUGCUUGUAACAUUUGAGUAUCGUGAAUAAAAAUUACUUGUACAAAUCCGUUUCAUAUCGUUAUUUUUCACUUCCCACUAAAUGCGUGAAUGUGCCGCAACUUGUGCCGCCAACAUCUCGAGGUCUGAUAGGCACUGAAGUUAAAUGAUCGGUGAGACACAGACUCC
Molecule: messenger RNA, 2611 nt
Organism: Acanthoscelides obtectus
Lineage: Eukaryota; Metazoa; Arthropoda; Insecta; Coleoptera; Chrysomelidae
Source: the annotation of a GenBank genome assembly